CUUCAACUUUCAGCAGCAUUCCUCUGCUUUCUCCUCUCACACUUCAUUGGAAGAUCUUUUUCUUUAGAUUUUUGAGAGAUGGGUGUGAGUUCUAAUAGAGUAGAAGAUUUCUGUUACUCUCCAGACCUUGAAACAGCUCUCCCAAACUCAGCUUCAAUCCCACCUUUGGAAAUUCACAAGGUCAGCUUGCCACCCAAAAGGUCCACACUCCAGGCUCUAAAACAGAGGUUUUCUGAGAUUUUCUUCCCAGAUGACCCUCUCCAUCAAUUCAAAAACCAGACAUUCUUUAGGAAGUUGAUUUUGGGUCUGCAGUACUUCUUCCCCAUCUUCCAGUGGGGCCCAGAUUAUAGUCUCAAGCUGCUGAAAUCUGAUGUUAUCUCAGGCCUCACCAUUGCAAGCCUGUCAAUCCCACAGGGAAUCAGCUAUGCAAAGCUAGCAAAUCUGCCUCCAAUUAUAGGACUCUAUUCAAGUUUUGUCCCACCAUUGGUAUAUUCUGUUCUUGGAAGCUCAAGAGAUCUUGCAGUGGGUCCCGUUUCAAUCGCGUCUCUGGUCAUGGGAUCCAUGAUCAGAGAGAUGGUUUCUCCAGUCACGGAGCCAAUUCUCUACCUUCAAAUGGCUUUCACAUCUACAUUAUUUGCUGGUGUGUUUCAGGCCUCCUUAGGCGUACUAAGGUUGGGUUUUGUGGUGGAUUUCCUCUCAAAAGCGACGUUGAUUGGGUUCACGGCCGGUGCGGCAAUCAUAGUUUCUUUGCAACAGCUGAAAGGAUUGCUUGGGAUAGUUCAUUUCACUAAUAAGAUGGGAUUCUUGCCUGUAAUGCUCGCUGUUUUUAAGCACAGAUCAGAGUGGGCGUGGCAGACCAUUUUGAUGGGCUCCUGUUUUCUGGUUUUUCUGUUGACAACAAGGCAUAUUAGUAUGAGGAAACCAAAGCUAUUCUGGAUAUCAGCAGCAGCGCCAUUAACUUCUGUAGUCCUCUCCACCCUUGUAGUCUUCAUAUUCAAAGCUCAGAAUCAUGGCAUUCAAACUAUAGGGCAUUUGCCGGUAGGUCUGAACCCUCCAUCAGCAAACAUGCUUUAUUUCCAGGCCCCAUACUUGGGUCUUGCUGUUAAGACAGGGAUUGUAACUGGCAUCUUAUCUCUCACUGAGGGAAUUGCAGUGGGAAGGACAUUUGCUUCUAUGAAGAAUUACCAGGUUGAUGGAAACAAAGAAAUGAUGGCCAUUGGUUUGAUGAACAUGGCUGGUUCUUGCACAUCAUGCUAUGUGACCACAGGAUCUUUUUCCCGAUCGGCGGUAAAUUACAACGCCGGAUCGAAAACGGCGGUGUCCAACAUCGUGAUGGCAUCCACUGUGCUCGUGACCCUACUCUUUCUCAUGCCGCUGUUUUUCUACACGCCCAAUGUUAUUUUGGGUGCAAUUAUUAUAACGGCCGUGAUCGGGCUGAUCGACUUUCAGGCCAUAUUACGCUUGUGGAAGGUGGACAAGCUUGAUUUCUUGGCAUGCUUGAGCGCAUUGCUUGGUGUUCUAUUCAUUUCAGUUCAAAUGGGGCUUGCUAUAGCUGUGGGCAUCUCAAUCUUCAAGAUUCUCAUACAUGUGACAAGGCCGAAUAUUGUAAUCCUUGGGAACGUGCCAGGGACACAAAUCUUCCGAAAUAUCGGCCAUUACAGAGAAGCUUCUAGAAUUGCCUCUUUUCUCAUUCUAAGCAUCGAGUCUCCCAUCUACUUCGCAAAUUCGACGUAUCUUCAAGAAAGGAUUCUAAGAUGGGUCAGGGAAGAGGAAGAAAGAAUCCAAGCAGCGAAAGAAAAUGCACUGAAAUGCGUUAUUUUGGACUUGGCCGCGGUCACAACAAUCGACACAAGUGGCAUCGGAGCGCUGUCCGAGCUUAAGAAGAUACUUGAUAAAAGAUCACUUCAGCUCGUGUUGGCGAAUCCGGUCGGAGAUGUGUAUGAAAAGCUCUAUCUGUCGGACACCUUGGAUUCAAUCGGAUCGAACUGCAUUUAUAUGACGGUCGGAGAAGCCGUCGCAUCCAUCUCAUCCACGUAUAAGGAAAUGAUCUAAGUACUUUGUGAGUUAGAUGAUAAGGCCAACAAGGCAAUAAAACAAUGUAAUGUGUUUAAAGGUUUUGUUAUUUUGAAUUUUGAGCUCUUCUGAGAAGAAGUUUUGAGGGAAACAAUGAGAAAUUUUGCUAAAA
Messenger RNA from Magnolia sinica, 2185 nucleotides. Its product is annotated as probable sulfate transporter 3.4. The transcript has 13 exons. The record is from RefSeq and is a predicted model, not a curated record. Gene Ontology annotation, cellular component: membrane. Gene Ontology annotation, molecular function: secondary active sulfate transmembrane transporter activity. NCBI's taxonomy places the organism in Eukaryota, Viridiplantae, Streptophyta, Magnoliopsida, Magnoliales, Magnoliaceae. Bases 79 to 2052 code for a protein of 657 amino acids. Gene Ontology annotation, biological process: transmembrane transport.